AUAAAAAUUUACGCGUAUUUUUUUCAAAUAACAUGUAAGAGUGGGUCAAUAUGUCCCGUCCCGUACCCGCACGGAUUUUAUCUGUCCCGACCAACAAUAACGUGGGCCAAGCAUAGAUAUUGAGGUAUCCGCCCGCCCCGUCCCACCGAUUGCCAUCACUAUGUACAUGAUGUGUCACUUCCAAUGUUUUCCCUACAAUUACCAAUGUCACGUAUGAAUUGUCUUCAUAUAAAGUUCUUUUGUCAUUUUGUGGGGAGACUCGGUGCUUGCGGGUUCCAUCGAUUGGUGUUUGGCCCGUAAACGCGGUCUAGGGUUUCAUAGGAUUUCAACUUUCAACGUUCAAUCCUGCUUUCCUUCACAAUUAUGGGUGUUAUUUCCUCAAUAAAGAAGGGAGCUAUGUCAGUGGUGUUGGUGUUCAAUUUUUCACUCUCGACUUUGUUCUUUCCCCCCCUAUCAUUAGAUCUCUUAAUAAAAGAGAAAAAACAAAGAUCAUACGUCUCGCAAGAAACCUAUACUAGGAAUCCUAAAUACAAAGUGAAACUUGUUAAAUAUACGAGACAAUAAACACAAAGGUUACGGGUGACUAAAUAAGUCAAUAUGUUACAAUCUCUAUCACAAAUACAAUGGAAUACUCAGACGAGGAGGAGACCAUUAUCUUCAAAAAUAACCCCCUACCUUCGCAUCCAUAAGAUCAAAUCGUCGACAUUACAUAUGUUAAUGACAACCUUUGCAUCGCCACAAACCAUAACAUUUUGUAAGCGCCCCUAUUCUACUUUUGACAUUUCUCUUGCAAAAAUGAUUGACCAACCCUUUUAAGCCUGUUCUGAUUGGGCUCGCUUAUCCUAAUUAGGCCUAAAUGCGCCUCUUAAAAAAUGAGUCCAAAUGUCAUGGAAGCCCACUAGCGGUUGAAGCCCAGCAGUUUCCAUCGUUGCAAACGACCUAAGCGCAUACAACCUUGUACUAUAUAUCCCAAAAACCCUACUUCGCCCUUUGCCUUCCCAUCUGGAGUUCCUGCGGCGCUGCAAAUCUCUGCCAAUUCUCACCGGUAAGAUCCUCUUCCUGCCUUUCUCCCCGCCGUUCACUUCUACGACUCUCUCCCUCUGUGUUUAGCUAACACCCAGCUCCCUUUCUCUGUUUGCUUGUAAAGGUAGUCGAAAGAGGAAAUCGAAAAUGAGCCGCGGAGCAGCAGGAGGUGCCGCCGGCGCCAAGGGCAAGAAGAAGGGAGUCACUUUCACCAUCGACUGCGGUAAGCCCGUCGAGGACAAGAUCAUGGACAUCGCCUCCCUCGAGAAGUUCCUCCAGGAGCGCAUCAAGGUCGGCGGCAAGGCCGGAGCACUCGGCGACGCCGUCGUCAUCACUCGCGAGAAGUCCAAGAUCACCGUUACCUCCGAUUCCAACUUCUCCAAGAGGUACCUGAAGUACUUGACGAAGAAGUAUUUGAAGAAGCACAAUGUCAGGGAUUGGCUUCGUGUGAUUGCUUCCAACAAGGACCGUUCCAUCUACGAGCUGAGAUACUUCAACAUCGCCGAGAAUGAAGGCGAGGAGGAGGAUUGAGCGUCUCUCUGUAAUCGUUUCUGCCCAAUCGAGAAUCUUAGUUUUUGAUUUGCAUUUAGGGUUUAUGUGAAAGUCUUGAAAUUUGUGAGUUUUGCAGAGUUUCUACCAGUAAAACAGUUUGCAUUGG
Molecule: messenger RNA, 1681 nt
Organism: Linum trigynum
Lineage: Eukaryota; Viridiplantae; Streptophyta; Magnoliopsida; Malpighiales; Linaceae
Source: the annotation of a GenBank genome assembly